CCCAAACUCUUGGAAGUCCCUGUGUAGCAUCACUACCAUCAUCUCCUCACCUUCAGAAGCAUAUCCAUACGCCAGCAUGAUGGGACACAAAUACGUCAAGAGCGCAUGUCUCAACUGCAGGAGACGGAAAGUUAAGUGCGAUGGCAAUGAUGCUUGUUCCAACUGCAUAAACUCCAAGCUGGACUGCUCCUACAAUGCUGAUGGCGACAUGCGAAGACAAUCAGCCAAAAAGGCAAUUGUCAAUCUUGAAGCGCGAAUCGCUCAGCUUGAGGGUGUUCUUCGAGAGCACAACAUUGACCGGCCUCAGUCAAACCCCGACACGCCGAAUAGAUCAGCACCCUUCUCCAAAGCUCAAUCGACCGUCUCGGAAACGCAGUCAUUGACUGAUACAGACCGGAACCAAGACGAUGAAGAAGAGUCUGAUCAAGAGCCUUCCCCUUCACAGCCCGAAACGCAACCUAACCCAGUUCCGAGUAUACAAAACCCAGAAGAUAACUUCGUCAUGAUCGGAACGCCAAGCUUUCAAAGUCCACAAUCCACGAACCCUCCACCAAGCGGUAUCCACGAGUCUGAAGACGGAGACAACAGCAUAACCGAUAUCCUCUCAGCACGAAUGGGCGCGCUGAGACUCGUCGAAGAUGGACAGUUGCGGUACUACGGGCCAACGUCGAAUUUACACAUGUAUGCGGAUGGACUUCAGUCAUUAUCAAGCCCAUCAUUUCGCUCCGUGACCACUGAAGGCAUAGAAGUUCUUCGACGGUUGGGCCUGGAACAAGAAGUUCCUUUAGCACUCGAGGCUCAUCUUGCAGGGCUCUACUUUGCUUGGGAAGACCCAGCGAUCCACGUGGUUGAUGAAGAUAUCUUCUUUGCUGAGAAGAAGCGUUGCCUCCUUCAGGAGACGACCAGUCCCUACUACUCAGAAACUCUCAACAAUGCCAUCUGCGCUAUUGGGGCCAGUCUAGCGAGCGGCGAACAACUCAACGUCCCUGAACCUGCCGCGGAAUUCUUCUCUUCUCGAGCGAAGGCACUUUUGGAUGUUGAAAUGGAUAGUCCUACCGUGGCCACAGUCCAAGCUCUUGUCAUCAUGAGUGCUACAGAAGCUGCCUUUACCCGAGACGCUCGUGGCUGGCUUUAUAGCGGAAUGGCAACUCGAUUGAGCGCCGAUCUGGGACUUCACUUGGAUAUCAGCAGCCAUAUAAACAAUGGGCUCCUUACGGAGCGCGACAUGAAGAUUCGGCAAACAGCUUUCUGGGGAGUGUUUAUCCACGAACAUAUGUGGAAUCUCUAUGCUGGCCGUCCGUGGGGAUUAGGGGUCCAAAACAUCACAAUUCCAAUGCCAGAACCGGAAACGAAUGACAGCGAUUGCAGAAUAUGGAAAUCCUAUCCUUCAUCUGUCUGGCAGCCUCAGGAGCCCAAGAACAAUAUCCCCUUCCCUACCAAUGCCUGUACAUCGGCCAACAUUGCACUUUGCGAUUACAUGCGACAGAUCAACACUACACUAUACGCUGGUCAAAUGAUUGACCUGAGCGCUUUGGUUCAAUUCCUCAUCAGAAUCAAGCAGGAGAUGAUCUCUUGGCAUAAAACCUUGAUUUCAUCUCUUGAAGUAGACAGAACAAGCUCCGGCAAAAUAUAUCAUCCUGCUAUCCUUCAACUUCAUAUGCAAUAUUAUGCGACCCUCAUCUUUCUUUAUCGGCCGUAUUUGUCAUGCCAACUAGUCUCUCAGAUACCAACACUGGAUACCCAAGAAAGCCAAACAGCGAUGCAGAAUGUUGCAAGCGAUUGCGUCGAAGCAGCCCAUCAAGUCACCGAGCUACUCCGAUGUUACCAACAGCAACACUCAUUUCGACGAGCAAACGUACAGAUCGUCCACAUCAUCCUCACUGCGUCUCUGAUCUUCAUCCACGAUGUCUGCACGCGUAGUUAUAGAGAGUCCCGCCACUCUCUGAACGACCUGCAGCUUUGCUGUUACUCACUAGGCGAGAUUGGCCGGUGCUUUGGUAAUGCAACAAGAGCUCUGGAAGUCGUCAUCCUCGUCAAGAGUGAAUGGCAGAGAAUUGCCAUGUCUCGCCGAGGUCUAGGGGCUGGGACCAAGCGACCAAGUUUUAGCAUAUCCAAUAAUCCUGCCGAGCCAGAUGAAGAGAAUGAGGGAAACCGGCCCAGGCAAAGGCACCGGUUCUCAAGUACCGCGAGUGAUGUGUUCAAGACACCGAGUGUAGCGACAUACUCUCAGUCUACCACCAGCAGCUACCCGGUUAUGCCUCAGCAACGACCUUUGGAUCUCGACGGGAUGAACCUUGACGAAUUUAACCUGGACAAUCAAUACCAGGAUAUGUGGUCUUUUUCUGGAGGGCAUGAGUUCGACUUGCAUGAGACGGUGCCGCCAAUCGACUGGUUCAAUAGCCAACUGCUUGAAGGGUCUCAUAUACCGACGGCGAAUUUUCUAGGUCAAAUGGCAAGCAACCUGCAAGACCCUCAGAAUGAAUCAGUUAUAGGGCAUUCGAGUGCCGACAAUGCUUACCUCGGGCCAAAUUCCCUUUCACCGAGUUCCCGCAAUCUCAGAGCCUACAGCCACAAUGAAGAGAAUAGGAGUCCCUCGUCAAAAGAAUCUUCACCUGAACUGAGCGAAACUACGGAUGGCUACGCAUCUUUUCAGCUGUUGCAAGAUGCAGUGAGAUCUCCUGAACCGUUGCCUGGUUCAUUUUCUCGGCAACAAAUUGACUCUCAAGCAUCUUUCGCUAUAGACGAAUUUCACCCGCAACGUUUAGAAAGUGUCCAUACUUCUGAUCGUAGCUCAUUCCACCCAAAAGAAUCCUCAACGCAGUUUUUGGAUGCUCAUUCAUAUCCUGGAGACAAGAUGCCGGUUGCAAUCGACACGGCCGAAUUCGACGAUACUAGCAGUAUUAAUUAUGAAGCAACAUCAACUCACCUUGCAAGUACUGAAGACUGGGACACAGUUGACCAUAGAGACAGUAUAGUACAUGGUGUCGACAAUCUUGACUCCGAAGGCUGUUUCAGAAUUCCGGCGGAACCAGUCCUCAAGACGUUCUUACAGCAUUACUUUCUUUCUGUUCAUCCAUUUCUGCCAUUGACUGAUGAGGGUGACUUCUGGGAUCUUUAUAUGGGCUCUGACAAAAGAGAUCGCUGCAAUAGGCUACCUAACAUUCUCCUUCUUCAGGCCAUACUGUUUGCUGCCUGUCCGUUUGUUUCUGAAAAGGAUGUGAAGGCUUUGGGUUUCCAAAAUCUGCGUCAGGCCAAAACCUGCUUCUACAAGCGAGCAAAGGUCCAAGCAGACCGAGUUCUGAUGGCUCAGACCGCACUACUUUUAACUUAUUGGAGUUCUUCACUUGGCACCAACGAGAGGAAUGCGAACAGCAUUUGGCUCAGCCAUGCUAUCGGCCAUGCAAAGGCACUGAAAGCAGACAAGUGCGAAAAUGUCAACGCAUCCACCUUUGCUUCAUUUCAACAGCGAAAGCACGACAACACGCUCAGAAGAGUUUGGUGGUGUUGUAUCAUCCGAGAUAGGGUUCUGUCGCUCUGCGUCCGUCGAAAGAUACAAAUCUCUCGGGGCUAUCUUGAGAACCACACAGCAACGACAAUGUCUUAUGACGACCUGGCAAGUGAAACCGAGCGCUCACUUGUUUACGACGCAAGUACGAAGCACUAUCUCAUUAAACUCUUGCUCAUCAUGAUAGACUUAUGUCUUUGCCUUUCCGAUGUGUUGACGGUGGCACACGCAGCCAACCACCCGACGGCAUCUGAGCGUGAGUCAGCCAGAAAGACAUUGCAAGUAUAUGAGUGCAACAGAAAUCUAGAGAGUUGGCGCGUUAGGGCCACUGCAUCUUCAUCAGUGAUGUCCAAUGCUCAGCAUGGAAUUUAUGAAGACAGCAUUCCAGAGGGCUCUGUCCUGUUGUUUGCAAAUAUGAUCUGGAUCUACUAUCACUCGGCCCGAGUCACGCUCUGCAAUUUCGAACUGUUAUUAGGCAUCACGACCGAUUCCUCCACUUCAUAUUGGAAUACGAAACUCCAACGGGUGACAGUGGAAAGAGUGCGUACAAAUCUCUGGGACGCAGCCGCUCAAAUCACUCAGAAGCUUGAACAACUUCUUGACCUUGGACUGGCAAAUUGCCUACCAAGUAGCGCAGUUGCUUGUACGGCCCUGCCAUUGGCACUUCACAUACUAGACGUCAAGCUAUUGCCGAACUUGGCCCCCCACGGGUCAACGGAAGAACAAUCUAGGAGGCUCAGCAGGCAAAAUCGAUUAAACAUUCUCACUGCUGCAAUGAGGGUCUAUCAACCAAAAUAUGAAGGAGUUGAUUGGGUGACAAGAGCCAUCCGAUAUUUUAUGGAAUGCACUUGCUUAGAAUCAACACCAGCCUAUGGGGCCACUUGCUCCCUUUCGAUCAUUGAUACGACUUGUUACUUGACAGUUCCGGCUGAUACUCUAGUCGAGCCAACUAUACCAGGACAUGAGCUCAUGAACUUCCCUACCUUCUCAUUUCUCAUCCAGCAUGAAACUUCGGGAAACCAGUUCCUAUUCGAUCUGGGAUGUCGAAAAGACUUUUGGAACCUACCAGAGCCAAUCGCCAAGGUAAUCGAUCAGAGAGUUCCGGGUAUCAGAGUCGACAAAAGCCUCGCCGAUAUCCUACAAGGCGGUGGUAUUGAUCUUUCCAUGAUUGAGGCGGCUAUCAUCAGUCACCACCACUAUGAUCACUUGGGAGAUCCGUGCACGUUUCCAGAAAGCAUGGAUCUUAUCGUCGGGCCUGGGUUCUCCAAGCACUUUCUUCCAGGUUAUCCAGAGAAUCCCAACUCGCCUGCUCAUGAAUCAGCCUUUAAGAACCGACACGUCAAAGAAAUCAGUUUUAAGCAACCCCUCGAAGUCGCUGGAUACCAGGCCAUAGACUACCUUGGUGAUGGUAGUUUAUAUCUUCUAAACACACCUGGGCACGCGAUUGGUCAUCUCUCUGCUUUGGUCAGAACAACCAAUGGCACAUUUGUGUUUCUCGGAGGAGAUAUUUGUCACUUUGGUGGAGCUUUCAGACCAACUGAUAAAACCCCAAUGCCGACCCAAUUCACAAGAGAAGAAGUUGCCCUACCUCCUUCGGGGCCAGAGCAUGUAUCGUGCAUGCAAUAUCUCUCUUGUCACCCCAAUUCGGAAAGGGGAAGUUCAACGCCAUACUACAAACCUUGCAGUCAUGCUGACUCUUGGUACGUUGAUCCGCCUCAAGCACAGAAAAGUGUAAACACCCUCAUGUCCUUGGAUGCGAUCGAUGAGAUCUUGGUUCUCAUUGCCCACGACCCAUCUAUAGUCGGCGUUCUCCCACUAUUUCCAAAGGCAAGUAUCAAUGAUUGGUACCAAUCUGGGUGGAAAAAGCUGCUCAGGUGGAGGUUCCUGGAUCAGCUUCCUAUAUUGGGUCAACCGGCACCCUAUCUAGUAGACGGAACUUAUGUUGACGGAAAACGGGUCAAAACACUUGAUGGAACUAGGAUUUAG
This is a messenger RNA of Fusarium redolens, 5491 nucleotides long. Its product is annotated as fungal-specific transcription factor domain-containing protein. Lineage: Eukaryota; Fungi; Ascomycota; Sordariomycetes; Hypocreales; Nectriaceae. The record is from RefSeq and is a predicted model, not a curated record. Gene Ontology annotation, biological process: DNA-templated transcription; regulation of DNA-templated transcription. Bases 77 to 5491 code for a protein of 1804 amino acids. The transcript is spliced from 14 exons. Gene Ontology annotation, molecular function: DNA binding; zinc ion binding; DNA-binding transcription factor activity, RNA polymerase II-specific.